Molecule: messenger RNA, 1620 nt
Organism: Lentinula edodes (shiitake mushroom)
Lineage: Eukaryota; Fungi; Basidiomycota; Agaricomycetes; Agaricales; Omphalotaceae
Product: MFS polyamine transporter
Exons: 10
Coding region: 1-1620 (539 amino acids)
Biological process (GO): transmembrane transport
Molecular function (GO): transmembrane transporter activity
Source: RefSeq, a predicted model, not a curated record
AUGGCUUCUGAGCCUGCUGAAGCAACGUUUGCCUUCCCUCCGGCAUUAUCAAGGGAACAGGAAGAUGAAUUUCGAGAUCUUGACCGCGAACAUGGUCCAGAAUUUGCGUUAUCGCGUACGGCCACCGCUGUAAGUGGACAUUGGACUAUUGCUGCCCUAGAACGGACGUACACCGAGCGGGGCAUACAAGUCGUGAAUUUUGAAAAGGGUAAAGGCGAAGACCCUAGAGAGUGGACCAAGGCUAAAAAAUGGUUCGUCACGUUUACUACUGCAUUCCUUUGCACGUCUGCCGCUCUUGGCUCGUCUAUCGUUACGGGAGAUAUGAGUGGACCAGUUCCCGACUUGCACACCACACAGGAAAUCGUCAAUUUAACGGUAACAUGUUUUGUUAUCGGCUUUGGAAUUGGUCCAUUAUUUUUCGCGCCAUUAUCUGAAGUCUCAGGGAGACGUCUGCCGUACAUGCUUAGCAUGUUAUUCUUCUUUAUCUUCACGCUACCCAGUGCGCUCGCGAGAAACGCCGCGACACUAGUCAUUGGAAGGCAAUUGGCAGGGUUGGCCGCGUCAGCCCCCAUUUGCAAUGUUGGUGGAAGUAUGGCUGAUAUAUGGGCUAUUGAGGAACGUGGUAUUCCUAUGGCCACGUUCUCAUUUGCAAUCUUUAUUGGACCCUGCUUAGGACCUAUCCUUGGAUCGUGGAUAGGCCAAGAGGUCGGAUGGCGAUGGAUCUAUUGGGUUUUGUUCAUUUUCACUGGAUGUGCAACUGUCUUGACACUAUUCAUGCCCGAGACCCUCGCUUCUGCUUUGCUCAAGAAAAAGGCAAAAAAGUUACGCCAGGAGACGGGAAAUUCCAACUAUCGCACAUUGGAAGAACUUGAGGGCCCAUCUUUCGGUGAAUUGAUGAAGACCGCAUUAUGGAGACCAUUAGAGAUGCUUUUCACUGAGCCAAUUCUUGCCUUCAUGACGAUCUACCUCUCGUUCAUCUACAGCAUUUUAUAUCUCCUGUUUUUCGCUUUUCCGAUAGCUUUUGUCGAGAUCCGAAACUUUUCCGCUGGACUUUCAGGAGUCACUUUCGUCAGCAUCAUGCUUGGUAUUUGCCUUGCAAUGGUGUUAAUGCCCUUCCAGGAAAAAAUAUACAAUCACAUCACUCGCUUUGGCGCAUUCCCUGAGGCAAGAUUGUUCCCCAUGAUGCUUGGAGCAAUUGUUUUACCAUCUGCUCUCUUCGUCUUUGCUUUCACCGGUGCGUACUCCUGGGUCCACUGGAUGGGAGUUUGUGUUGCCGGAUUUAUGUUCGGCUUCGCUCUCCUCAUUAUUUACAUCUCGGGCAACUCGUACAUCGUUGACAGCUACAGCGACUAUGCUGCGUCCGCUAUCGCUGCUAAAACCCUUGUUCGUUCGGAGAUUGGCGCUAUGGUCCCGCUAUACGUUAAUCAGAUGUUCAAUAACAUGGGCUUCCAAUAUGCGGGAUUGUUGUUGGCGCUGGUCGGUGUUCUUAUCGCCCCCAUACCGUUCAUCUUCUACAGAUAUGGGGAACAUAUUAGAAGCAAAAGUACAAAGGCAUCACAGGCGAAAAGAAGACAUUUCGCUGAGGAUAUCGAGAAGAAAGAGUUAGACGCCGAGACCUGA